AUGUCGUCAGGACUCCCGUCCGACGAAGUCGCGGAGGAUUACAAAAACUCAUUGGAAGACUUAACGACAAAUGACAAGUUCCAGAUCAGCAAUCUGACCGUCAUAGCUAAGGAGAAUACGGAACAUGCCAUGGCGAUAUCCCGAGUCUUGGAGAAUCAUAUUCGAACAACACCUCCAUCUCAAAAGCUACCUGCUCUGUACGUAGUCGACAGUGUUGUGAAGAAUGUAGGAACACCCUACACACUCUUCCUGGGCCGGAAUCUCUAUCAGACUUUCAUGAAUGCAUACACCUUGGUCGACCAGCAGACGCGGAGGAAGUUGGACGAGAUGCUCAAGACAUGGAAGGAGCCUGUUCCUGGUUCUCUAGAUCCUCGUCCUGUCUUUCCGGUUGAGAUUACUCGAAGCAUUGAGAAUGCACUGAUUAAGGCCAGAACGGCUGCACUUCAACAGCAGCAACGGAAUCAGCCACAAGAUGUACUGGCCAGGAGCCGGAGUUCUGCAGCACCACCGUCUUGGACGCAUACUCCUACGCCUCCACAGGGUGUACCAUACCGAUAUCCAUCUGCAAGUCAUGCCGUGAAUGGACAUCCGCAGGGACAUGGAUCAGAGUCACAUACACCUCAACAGGGUCAAAAUGUAGACCUUCCGGCAUUGCAUCGCGAUAUCGAGAACCUAAUUGGCAGUGCACGUGCUGAUUUCGCUGCUAGCCCCUUUGAUGUAUCGAUACAACAGCGUCUGAAAGCCUUAUUAGACCUUCAAGCAAUUCUGCAACGUCAACAGCUUCCUCCAGACCAACUCAAACUUGUCAGAGAUCAAGUUUCGGCCCUAGCUCCAGCUCCAAAACCCGCAGCAACUCAGCCAUUUCCUCAGUCAAAUGUACCUAUCCCGAAUAUCUCAACACCACCCUCUCAACCAAUCCCACAAGCAACACCUCAGCCCAAUUUGGCUGCAUUGCUAAACCCAAACACGCUUGCUAGUUUGCUUCAAGCAACAGCAAACCGUCAGCAAUCGACUCCCCCACCAGCCGUUGGUGGUAUUGUUCCCCAGACUCAACCAUCCGGUACUCCCCAACCUGCAACGGCGGAGAAUCCUCUCAUUGCAUCGCUUAGAGCACGGGGACUACUUCCUCCUGUGCCUAGUACAGCUACACCGCCAACUGGGGCUCCUCUUAGCCUUCCGUUGCUCGUUCCUGGACAGAUAGGAUAUACUCCGCCGGCAUCGGUUUCUACUCCGCAGAAUAUGACGGACAUUACGAUUAAUGUUCAUUUGAGUACGGCUUCUAUCAAGAUUCCUCGACCUGUGUUGAUAAACAGUCUUUAUGAUGCAAAGAGUAAUCGGUGUGGUACCUGUGGAAGACGGUUUUUAACUACAGAAGAAGGCAAACAGAAAAAAGCGCGGCAUUUAGAUUGGCAUUUCCGGACGAACCAACGCAUGACGGAUUCUAUCAAACGAGGACAGAACCGAAGUUGGUACGUCGACGAAAGAGACUGGAUUAAAUCACGAGAAUUCGACGACGACAGUGGCCUAGCAGGCACCGGACCCGGUAACGGCACCACCAGCACCGAAGAAGAAGCCGCAAAGAAACAACCACAAAAGCAAUGGAUCCGCGCACCGAACGAUGUGGCUCUACGCAAUGCGCCCUGUCCCAUCUGUCAGGAGAAAUUCGAGUCGACGUGGUCAGAAGAUGUCCAGGACUGGAUUUGGCAAGAUGCACUCAAAGUUGGAAAUCGGGUUUAUCAUGCUAGUUGUUAUGCGGAGGUUACCAAGGAUGGCUCUGCUACAGCUGCUCGUGCGGGGACUCCUUUAGCGCGUACAGGGACGCCGGACUCGGUGUUGGGGAAGAGAAAAGCUGAGCAUACGGAGUCACCUGGGUCCAAGGUGCGGAUUAAGACAGAACCGGUGUGA
Messenger RNA from Talaromyces stipitatus ATCC 10500, 1905 nucleotides. RefSeq names its product mRNA cleavage factor complex component Pcf11, putative. The transcript has 6 exons. Gene Ontology annotation, biological process: termination of RNA polymerase II transcription. The record is from RefSeq and is a predicted model, not a curated record. Gene Ontology annotation, cellular component: cytoplasm; mRNA cleavage factor complex. NCBI's taxonomy places the organism in Eukaryota, Fungi, Ascomycota, Eurotiomycetes, Eurotiales, Trichocomaceae. Bases 1 to 1905 code for a protein of 634 amino acids. Gene Ontology annotation, molecular function: phosphatidylinositol binding; mRNA binding; RNA polymerase II complex binding.